Molecule: messenger RNA, 1219 nt
Organism: Microcebus murinus (gray mouse lemur)
Lineage: Eukaryota; Metazoa; Chordata; Mammalia; Primates; Cheirogaleidae
Gene: CDKN2D
Product: cyclin dependent kinase inhibitor 2D
Cellular component (GO): nucleus
Molecular function (GO): protein binding
Source: RefSeq, a predicted model, not a curated record
GGGCGGGGCCGCGGGCGCGCCGGCUCCGCCCCCUGGCGGCUGGCUCGGCGGCCGCAGCGGCGCAGGCUCAGAGCAGACUCCGCCCGCCGAGGAGGAGGGAGGGCCGCCGGUGUCGACAUGCUGCUGGAGGAGGUCCGCGCCGGCGACCGGCUGAGCGGGGCUGCGGCCCGGGGCGACGUGCAGGAGGUGCGCCGCCUUCUGCACCGCGAGCUGGUGCACCCCGACGCCCUGAACCGCUUCGGCAAGACCGCGCUGCAGGUCAUGAUGUUUGGCAGCACCACCAUCGCCCUGGAGCUGCUGAAGCAAGGUGCCAGCCCCAACGUCCAGGACAUCUCUGGUACCAGUCCAGUCCAUGAUGCAGCCCGUACUGGAUUCUUGGACACCCUGAAGGUCCUAGUGGAGCAUGGCGCCGAUGUCAACGCACCCGAUGGCACUGGGGCACUCCCCAUCCAUCUCGCGGUGCGGGAGGGCCACGCCGCUGUGGUCGGCUUUUUGGCAGCUGAAUCUGAUCUCCAUCACAGGGACGCCAGGGGGCUGACACCCCUGGAGCUGGCGCGGCAGAGGGGGGCUCAGGGCCUCAUGGACAUCCUGCAGGGGCACAUGGUGGCUCCGCUGUGACCUGGGGCCACCCUUUCCAGCAAGAGAACCCUGCUGGGUUAAAAAUCAGAAGAGGAGAGAAGAAACACUUUCUCUUCUCACUCCUCUUCCCGGAGGGGGGAGGAGCACCCGUUUGUGGCUUUAUUGGUGUUGAUUUCUGGGGUGCGUGUGUUUGGGGGACGUUUCUCGUUUGUUUUUCUCACCCCUUUCAGUGUGUUGGACAGAGAAGGGCUCCUGCAGGCAACAGCUGCCUAAACGGUUCGGUUUCCUAUGCGCCCCAGCCUGCUGGGGCCACAGACAGGGCCCAUGGGCAGACCUUUUAAAGCCUUAGCCCCAUAUUAAGGUCAUUGUCUCCAGAGCUCCUGGAACCUGGCGACCUGGGGCUGUGCUCAGAGUGACCUGAAGUGUGCGCACUGCUUCGGGCAUGGGGGUGGGGGGAGUGGUUCCAAAUCCAUAAGAGGGUAGCAUGAGUUCAUUCAUAUUUUGUUGGAAGCUUUUUCUCCAGUCUCUUGUACAGCGUUUUAAAAGAAAUAGAUUCUAUUUAUUAUGCUUUGUGGAAAAGUUGUUGCGUGUGAUAAUUUAAUGUUUUUACCCAUUAAAUUAAGACUUGUGCCUGAUCAGA